UUUUCCGGUUAUCUCGCAGGGUUGGCAGCACGUGGAUGGAGGGCCGAGAAGACGUUUGACUUGACAUAUUGAGAGUUUAACGCUUAUUUCUGCCUUUUUUAUUUACCUUAGGGUCUAUCAGCUAAAUAGUCACCAUGGUGAAGCCAGGGUUCAAGGGGAGAAGCACGAUAAAUCCCUCGUCGGCCAGCAGCAACCCUGAUCGGCCCAAGGGUGCCGCCGGGAGCCACAUGAGGGACCGUGCCACCGUCAAGCGGCUCAACAUGUACCGGCAGAAACAACGAUGCAACGACCGAGGCCAGGUCGUGAAGCGGCUCCAGUACCAGUCCACAGUCGCCCCGGGAACGGUGGCCAGAGUGGAGCCCAACAUCAAGUGGUUCGCUAACACCCGGGUGAUCAAGCAGUCGUCCCUGCAGAGGUUCCAGGACGAGAUGGGAGCGGUGAAGAAGGACCCGUAUCGUGUGGUGAUGAAGCAGAGCAAGCUGCCCAUGUCCCUGCUGCACGACAGAGUCAAGGCCCAUAACGCCAAGGUGCACAUCCUGGACACGGAGGGCUUCGGGACCACGUUCGGGCCCAAGGCCCAGCGGAAGAGGCCCAGUCUGCUGGUGGGGGAUGUGAAGGACCUGGCGGAUAAGGCCCAGGCCUCGGCCCAGACCUACAGCUCCGAAAACGACAGGGACCUGGUCGUCGAGGACACAGGGGUCAGGGACGAGGUUCGUGAGGAGAUCUUCAAGAAGGGUCAGUCCAAGAGGAUCUGGGGCGAGCUGUACAAGGUGAUCGACUCCUCUGACGUGGUCAUCCAGGUGCUAGACGCCCGCGACCCCCUAGGGACGCGCUCCCAGAGCAUCGAGACCUACAUCAAGAAGGAGAAGCACUGGAAGCAUCUCAUCUUCGUGCUCAACAAAUGUGACCUCAUCCCGGCCUGGGUCACAAAGCGCUGGGUAGCUGUGCUGUCCCAGGAAUACCCCACGCUGGCGUUCCAUGCCAGCCUCACCAACUCCUUCGGCAAGGGCUCCCUGAUCCAGCUGCUCCGGCAGUUUGGAAAGCUCCACACAGACAAGAAGCAGAUCAGUGUGGGUUUCAUCGGGUAUCCGAACGUGGGGAAGAGCUCCGUCAUCAACACGCUGCGCUCCAAGAAGGUCUGCAACGUGGCCCCGCUCGCCGGGGAAACCAAGGUGUGGCAGUACAUCACGCUGAUGCGCCGUAUCUUCCUGAUCGACUGCCCCGGUGUGGUCUACCCCUCCGAGGACAGCGAGAGCGACAUUGUGCUGAAGGGAGUGGUCCAAGUGGAGAAGAUCAAGAACCCGGAGGAGCACAUAGCAGCAGUGCUAGAGCGGGCCAAGCCAGAGUACAUCCAGAAGACGUACCGCAUCCCUUCCUGGACGUCCGCUGAAGACUUCCUGGAGAAGAUGGCCUUCCGUACGGGGAAACUGCUCAAGGGGGGGGAGCCAGACCUGCCCACCGUGUCUAAGAUGGUGCUGAAUGACUGGCAGAGGGGACGUAUCCCCUUCUUCGUGAAGCCUCCUGGACCAGAGGGAGAACCUCAGGUGAAGGAGCUGCCUCUGAAGGAGACCUCUAGUGCAGAGCAGGAGGAGCAGCAGCAGGAGGUGCAGGAGGAGGAGGUGAAGGAGGAGGUGCAGGAGAUGGAGCAGGUUGGCGAGGCAUCCGCGUCAUCAGAGCAGCAGGCCCAGCAGCAGCGUCAGAGACGCAAGCAGGAACAGCUCCACAAGAUCCUGUCCUCCGUGCGGCAGAACUUCGGCAAGAUCCACGUGGUGCCCGAGUUCAACGAGGAAGACCUGGUUCCCGUGGAGGCGGACGACCUCGACCUGGCUGACCUCUCAGGCUCCGAGGAGGAGGAAGAGGAGAGGGAGGAAGAGGAGGGGAAAGUGGAGGAUGCAGGGCUGGCGCCAGGAGAAGGGGAUGCAGAGACGUCCACCAGUGUCCCCGGCCAGCAGCCUGCCAAAGCAGACAAGAGUUCACGGCAGGUGAUCCGAGAGCUGGACGACAAGAUCGCCAAGUACAAGCAGUUCCUGGAUCGGGCCAAGACCAAGCGCUUCUCAGGCAUCAGGGUCUCCAAGGAGUUCUCUGACUCAGUGCUCACUGACAUGAAAGCAAAGCAGGAGGCCACGGCUCAAGCCCAGCUGAAAGCUGCCAUCCAGAGGAGCAAAAAGAGGAAAGCGGAGGAGGAGCAGGAGCGACCCUCUCAGCCCACCAAGCUAACGUCCAAGCAGAGGAGAGCGAUGGAGCGUGCGAAGAAGGCGAAGAAGGUGGGGGCGCGUUAUUACGAAACACACAACGUCAAGAACAAGAACAAGAACAGAAAGCUGCCGCCAGCGGCCACAGAGGGCAAGAAGGCCAAGAGAUCAAAGCGCUAGCCUGGAGCCCACCAUCUGACUCGAACAGUUGUAAUCCAUCCUGAUUUUUAACAGCCCCACCUGAGUCCAAGGUCUUGUCUUUUCGACAAAGUGAUGGGGUGCUGACAGACAGGGAGUCUGAGCGAGGAAUUUCUGAUCUGACCUGAGUGUUCUUCCUGGUAGUGAUGGAGAUCACCUCUCUGUUCUCUCCCUUGACUUCAACUGCUAUGGGGAUUGACUUUGCUACGAAAAGGCUCCAGUUCUUUUCAUUUGCCGAGUGCACGUGUAAUGCAUCUUGAAAUUCAAGAUUCAGAAAAUGUGUAUUUAUUUCCACUGUACAUGUUGUGCCUUUUAUAAGAUGGCUCAAUAAAAUGGACUUUAAAAACA
This is a messenger RNA of Osmerus eperlanus (European smelt), 2738 nucleotides long. RefSeq names its product G protein nucleolar 2 (gene gnl2). Gene Ontology annotation, molecular function: GTP binding. The record is from RefSeq and is a predicted model, not a curated record. The coding region runs from base 135 to 2372 and encodes 745 amino acids. Gene Ontology annotation, cellular component: nucleolus. The transcript has 16 exons. NCBI's taxonomy places the organism in Eukaryota, Metazoa, Chordata, Actinopteri, Osmeriformes, Osmeridae.